GGCUAUAGGCGUCACUCGUCAGUGAAAUGAUGAGAUAUCUUCGCAUAUCAGUGACAACAUGACAUCUCUGGUCUUCAUUUCUUCUUCCUAGCUAUCGUUCGAUUCCUCUCUCUCUCUCUCUCUCUCACUUUUUAUUUUCUUGCAGUCCAUCACGAUCUUUCUGUGAUCAGUUCAAAAGAAAAGGCUAGCUGAUCUCAGGGAGCUUGAUCGAUCAUAACCAAAAAGAUUCAGCAUUUCGGCUUCUUUUAUUUUUCCUCGAGGUUUUAGGCAAGCAGACCAAGCCUAAGUGCAGUCCUCGAACUAAAGGAGUGUCUUGCAUUCCGAAAGUACUUUUGCAGGACGUGAUAGCUCUGAUGCGAUUCUCUCUUUGCAUAGAAAGCGAUUUCCCUCGAUCGGGUGGUUGUGGAUUAAGCUUUUGGACGUGAAGGAUUCUUGGCGAUAGCCUUGUCAAUCAAAGAACCAGAAAGCGUGCUUGCGUGCUUAAUUACGUUGUUAGAUACACAAGCUGAUGGCUGAACUUGCAGCGAAAUGGCGGCGGUGGGGUAUGAGAUCCGUGCGGAUGGUGUUGUUGAACUUUCUCUUAGCUGUGGUGUUUGUUUCUGCAGAGCGGCACCUGAGGCUGGAAGAAGAUUCAAGACACGAUGGAACAGGAGGACCUGAAUCCAAGUAUCCUCUCAAAGCAGUGAAUUUGUUAUGGCAACCCCACAGAUCGGGUCGUAAUCACGUUUGGCCUGAGAUGAAAUUUGGGUGGAAAAUUGUUGUGGGUACCAUAAUUGGAUUCUGUGGAGCUGCGUUUGGGAGUGUCGGUGGCGUUGGCGGUGGUGGUAUUUUUGUUCCUAUGCUUAGCCUAAUUAUUGGGUUUGAUCCGAAGUCGGCUACAGCUAUUUCAAAAUGUAUGAUCAUGGGUGCAGCAUUCUCAACUGUUUAUUUCGACUUUAAGCUAAGGCAUCCUCAACUCGAUAUGCCCGUCAUUGACUAUGAUUUGGUUCUGCUCAUCCAACCAAUGCUCAUGUUGGGCAUUAGUAUAGGAGUGGCUUUCAACGUUGUGUUUGCGGAUUGGAUGGUCACAGUUUUGCUUAUCUUUCUCUUUAUAGUUAUUUCAACAAAGGCAUUAUUCAAGGGUACCGAAACAUGGAAAAAGGAAACCAUUAUGAAUAGGGAGGCUGCUAAGAGACUGAAGUCAAAUGAUUCUGGUGGUGCAGAAGUGGAAUACAAGUCUCUUCCUGGUGGCUCAAACAAUGGUGCUCAAAAGGACCCCCAAGAAUCAGAGGUCACUAUUCUUGAUAACGUUUACUGGAAGCAAUUUGGACUUCUCGUUUUUGUUUGGGUUGCAUUCCUUUUCCUUCAGAUAGCCAAGAUCCCAGUUUCUUUCGGGGUAUCUUUGUAUCAGGCAGUUGGCCUAUACAAGGGACACAGAGUUAUUGCAUCCAGGAAAGAUGAAAGGACAAACUGGCAAGUGCAUCAGCUGGCUACCUAUUGCUCUCUAGGUAUACUGGCAGGAAUAGUUGGCGGGCUGCUUGGACUUGGAGGAGGGUUUAUCAUGGCUCCGUUAUUUCUGGAGUUGGGAAUCCCCCCUCAGGUCUCAAGUGCCACUGCAAACUUCGGAAUGACCUUCUCUUCAUCUAUGUCUGUUGUGGAAUACUACCUUUUGAAACGUUUUCCUGUUCCUUAUGCUCUCUACUUUGUUGCAGUGUCUAUUGUUGCUGCCUUCAUUGGGCAGCAUAUUGUGAGAAAGUUGGUCAAUUUAUUUGGAAGGGCAUCACUAAUCAUCUUUAUUCUAGCCUUCACCAUAUUCAUCAGUGCAAUAUCCCUAGGUGGGGUUGGCAUUUCAAACAUGAUCGGGAAGAUUCAGCGGCACGAAUACAUGGGAUUUGAGAACCUCUGCAAGUAUGAUGCAUAGAUUGUUUCUCAGCUUGGUUCAUUCUUCUUUUACUUUUGGCUUCUUUGAUCCGUUGUUGUUUAUGCAGCAUAUGCUGUAAUACUGUAUUAUCUUUUUCUCAUAAAUUUCUGGUGCAGUUAGGCUGCCAAGAACACAGCCGAGAAGCAGAUCUUUUAUACUAUCUUUGCAAUAAUCCUUUUUAA
Juglans regia (Persian walnut) is the source of this 2082-nucleotide messenger RNA. Its product is annotated as sulfite exporter TauE/SafE family protein 3-like. The record is from RefSeq and is a predicted model, not a curated record. Gene Ontology annotation, biological process: protein ubiquitination. NCBI's taxonomy places the organism in Eukaryota, Viridiplantae, Streptophyta, Magnoliopsida, Fagales, Juglandaceae. The transcript is spliced from 11 exons. Gene Ontology annotation, cellular component: Cul4A-RING E3 ubiquitin ligase complex; membrane. Bases 509 to 1900 code for a protein of 463 amino acids.